This is a messenger RNA of Salarias fasciatus (jewelled blenny), 1385 nucleotides long. Its product is annotated as thymidylate kinase-like. Gene Ontology annotation, molecular function: nucleoside diphosphate kinase activity; dTMP kinase activity; ATP binding. NCBI's taxonomy places the organism in Eukaryota, Metazoa, Chordata, Actinopteri, Blenniiformes, Blenniidae. Gene Ontology annotation, biological process: dTTP biosynthetic process; dUDP biosynthetic process; dTDP biosynthetic process. Gene Ontology annotation, cellular component: cytosol; nucleus; cytoplasm. The coding region runs from base 15 to 785 and encodes 256 amino acids. The record is from RefSeq and is a predicted model, not a curated record. The transcript is spliced from 5 exons.
AUGCAUACUUCCUCAUGUCUAUAUAUUUCAGGAAAAAGGCGGUAAAGCUCUGGCGCGCUGUGGGAUGUGUACCCGCCGGUAGAGCCUCUCUGGACUUCAUCUCUCUGUCCGCUGCGGCGCGGCUCUCCGAAGCGUCAGGCGGAGCGAUGGCGGCGAAACGAGGAGCCCUCAUCGUCCUGGAAGGGGUGGACAAAGCGGGGAAAACCACGCAGUGCAACAAGCUGGUCCAGGCGCUGCAGCAAAGCGGCCGCCCGGCGGAGAUGAUGAGGUUUCCCGACAGGACCACGACGAUCGGACAGCUGAUCAGCUCGUACCUGGAGAAGCGCACGGAGCUGGAGGACCACGCCGUGCACCUGCUCUUCUCUGCAAACCGCUGGGAGCUCGUGCCUUCAAUGAAGAGGAAGCUGGAGCAGGGCAUCACUCUGGUUGUGGACCGAUACGCCUUUUCUGGAGUGGCUUUCACCAGCGUGAAGCCAGGAUUCUGCCUGGACUGGUGCAUGAAGCCGGAUGUGGGACUGCCGAAGCCCGACCUGGUCAUGUUUCUGCAGCUGAGCUCGGCCGAGGCGGCGCGCCGGGGUCACUUCGGGGAGGAGCGGUACGAGACGAGCGAUUUCCAAAAGGCGGUGCAGCAGAAGUUUGAGCAGCUGAUGAAGGAUGAAUCAGUUAACUGGCAGGUCAUCGACGCCUCGCAGGACGUUGAGAGUGUGCAUUUGGACAUUGUGGGCCACAGCCAUGGAGCCAUCAGGUUGGCACAGGAUGUGCCUCUCGGAGAGCUGUGGAAGUGAAUCUGGGCCGGUGUGGCCGCAUCACUGUUUUCUGCACAUUAUGCACACUCACGUUUUCUUAACUCAUUCAGCGUUAUGGAGGAUUACACCUUCCAAAAUUAAUAAAUAGACCUUUAAACAAUUCCUUAAAUAUCAUUAAAUGCAAUUUCAUUUAGAUAUCUAGAUGUAUCAUUAAGUGUGCUAUUACCAGUAAUUCAAUAAAAUGCCAAUCAUAUAUCAUUAUUUAAUCAUUUAUCUAUGUCAUGGUCUGGAGUUGCAGCACUCCAUCGAGACUCUGAACAUCACCAGGUAGUCUGCAGAGAAAGUUGGCCGCGAGCACCAACGGAUAUUUCAGCAUGACGACGACCCAAAACUCUCAGCUGAAGUGGAGAAGGAAUGCUUAACGGGCAAAGCCAGAGUCCUUCAUUUGUUGUGUUCAUCAAAGCAGUUGUUCCCAGUAAAUCAUGGUAAUUCUGAUGCUUCAGAACAGUUUCCACUGCAUGGAAUGCUAAAUUCUGGAUUUUCCCAGAGAUUGUGACAGUUUUGAAAGGGUAUAAAUGAUUGUAGACAUGCCACUCUUUGUUCAAAUGUAAAUAAAAGCUGAGAUUUUUUUCCCCCACA